AUGAAGGUCUCUGCAACUGCUCUCUCCUUCAUCAUCCUUGCUACUACUCUUGGAUCCCCUGCCCAUGGAUCUCUGGCCCAUGAAUCCUGGGAUACUGAAGGAAGAAUGGUGAUGGAGCAGAUGAACCAAAUUACAGAAUCUCUUGGCUUUCACCGUCCUUCUGACUGCUGCCCGGGCUAUACCUCACGAAAAAUCCGAUGCAAUAACAUGAAAAGUUACUAUCUAACGACCAGUGGGUGCGCCCAGCCUGGUGUCAUCUUCACCACCAAAGCGGGGAAGAGUGUCUGUGCCAACCCCAAUAAUCCAGAAGUUCAGGAAUGUAUAAUGAACUGGAAGCUGGACUCUGUGGAGAACCUGAGCAGGAGUCAUUCAAUAUCCUGA
Messenger RNA from Pipistrellus nathusii (Nathusius's pipistrelle), 381 nucleotides. Lineage: Eukaryota; Metazoa; Chordata; Mammalia; Chiroptera; Vespertilionidae. The record is from the annotation of a GenBank genome assembly.